AUGUCUGUCGAACUCGAUCCCGUUGAGUUGGGUUUCCGACGACCUUUCAACAAUGAAGUCUCCCAGACUUUGCGCCUGCAGAACCCUCACGCCGACCCUGUCGCCUUCAAGGUCAAGACCACUGCUCCCAAACAGUACUGCGUGCGACCCAACUCUGGCCGCAUCGAGCCGGGCGGAAACAUCGAAGUUCAGGUCCUGUUGCAGGCUAUGAAGGAGGACCCACCGCUUGACGCCCGCUGCCGCGACAAGUUCCUCGUGCAGUCCGUUGGCAUCUCUCGCGAACUCGACACUGGCGCUAACGUCGCACAAAUCUGGGCGAGCAUUGAACAGAGCGCGAAGAGCUCGAUACAAGAGAAGAAGAUCCGCGUGACAUUCUUGCCUGCCAAUGGUGCUGCACCGACCACCAACGGUCUCCUGCACAGCGGAGAGGAUGAACCACCAGCAUACUCUUCUCCCUCGCCUGCGCCUGUUACGCCUCAGCGAACCCCCGCUCGUCAGCUCGAUGAGAAGAGUGGUGCACGAUCCGAUGACUCAACUCUGCUUGGCAACACCACUGCGGCCAUCUCCAAUGCGACCGGUAUCAGCCAAUCUGACCUCGAGCGUCAAUUGAAAGAGGCCAAGGACACCAUUUCGCGACUCCAGACACAAGCUGCCGAGCAGACCGGUCUACGACAGCGAAAGUCCGACGGCUCAUCUUCUUCGGCGGGCACCACAAAGACACUCCAACAGGCGCCCGCGGCCGGUGGUGUCUCGGUGGUGACGAUAUUCUGUCUUACCGUUCCGGCGGCGGCCUUUUGGUUCUUUUCACGGGCCUUGUCACGUUGA
Messenger RNA from Dissoconium aciculare CBS 342.82, 825 nucleotides. RefSeq names its product VAMP-associated protein. Gene Ontology annotation, molecular function: FFAT motif binding. The transcript has 4 exons. Gene Ontology annotation, cellular component: endoplasmic reticulum membrane; plasma membrane. NCBI's taxonomy places the organism in Eukaryota, Fungi, Ascomycota, Dothideomycetes, Mycosphaerellales, Dissoconiaceae. The coding region runs from base 1 to 825 and encodes 274 amino acids. The record is from RefSeq and is a predicted model, not a curated record. Gene Ontology annotation, biological process: endoplasmic reticulum membrane organization.